Messenger RNA from Penicillium diatomitis, 477 nucleotides. RefSeq lists its product as uncharacterized. The record is from RefSeq and is a predicted model, not a curated record. The coding region runs from base 1 to 477 and encodes 158 amino acids. The transcript is spliced from 3 exons. NCBI's taxonomy places the organism in Eukaryota, Fungi, Ascomycota, Eurotiomycetes, Eurotiales, Aspergillaceae.
AUGGCACGAGCUUUUCAUACCCAAUCCGCUCCAGCGGUCUUGACUGAUCAAACUUGUACGACAGGAUCCACACCGUAUAUGAUGAACCCACAAUCUGCGUAUUACUAUCGCGAAGCACCCCCGAUCCCAUCAACCCAUUCCUCACAUUCCUCCCCGAUCAGUCCUCAAACAUCAUCAAUGCCCCUAGAAACCGUCUUCCAUUCUCCCUCCGCGGUUUCAUCGACAGACUCGAGAGAGCGUUCUUUACGCGGGUCCAGUUCACGACCUCGACCGCAAUGCUGGGAUCAUGGCUGUGAUGGCCGAGAAUUCUCAACAUUUAGUAACCUCCUGCGACACCAGCGUGAGAAAUCCGGCGUAGUUGCAAAGGCCGAAUGUCCCGUUUGUGGAGCGGUGUUUACCCGCACUACGGCCCGCAAUAUCCAUGUUGCGCAGGGCAAGUGUAAGGGUCCUUCUGGACGGGAGUCUUCGACAGAAUAG